AGGACCUAAGACGUGAAAGACAGAGCCGUGUGGACCGAGCUGAGGGUGAGGAGCUGUAAGGGACAAACUGCUGCACAGGUUCAGGAUGGAUGAUAUAGCAAAGAAUGAGACAAGUUUCUACUCCAACGCUGAAGGCUACUGGAAGGAUGUGCCUCCUACAGUGGAUGGGAUGCUUGGUGGCUAUGGCAGCAUCUCUAGCAUCGAUAUAAAUGGAUCUAAAGCUUUCCUACAGAAAUAUCUUGGAGAAGGAGAAGGUAAGACAAGUGCCGGCUGUGCCCUUGACUGUGGAGCAGGCAUUGGAAGAAUCACCAAGCGCGUCUUGUUACCUCUUUUUAAAACUGUGGACUUGGUGGAUGUGACACAGGAGUUUCUGGACAAAGCCAAAACAUAUCUCGGAGAGGACUGUAAAAGAGUGGGGAACUAUUUCUGCUGUGGCUUACAAGACUUUGUACCAGAGAGUGGACGAUAUGAUGUGAUAUGGAUUCAGUGGGUAAUUGGACACCUUACAGACAACCAUCUGGUGGAGUUUCUGCAGCGCUGCAAGAAGGCUCUGCGGCCUAACGGGCUGAUUGUAAUCAAGGACAAUGUGUCUUAUGAGGGGGUGGUCCCUGAUGAAGUGGACAGCAGUGUUUGUAGGGAUCUUGACAUAGUCCGGAGUCUAGUGAGAAGAGCUGGUCUACAGAUUAUCCAUGAGGAACAGCAAAUGAACCUCCCAAAAGAGAUCUACCAGGUCCACACAUUAGCACUAAGAUGAUAGGUUUUCAUAUAUUUUCUGACCGUUCUAAUAGAAUAGAAUGAAAAGUGCAUCACUGUCUUCUGAGCAUUGUUUCCUCAGUGGUGUUAAGUUUACAUGCCCACUUUCUACAAACUCCUGUACCUUGUUCACUUUGUGUUGAAACGGCAAACAAAGUUUUUAAGAAAAUAAUUUUUGCCUGACCUAUUAAGUAUUCCUUCAAAAAGAGUAGUUAAUGUGUAAUGUUCAGUGUAAUGUUCAUUUUGAGCAUUCUGAUAGUGGACAUUAUUAACUAGGAAUAUUAAAAUGUACCUUGUUUUCUAAAGAUGGGUUUUAAUAUACAAGACUAUAUUGAUGAUUAUAAAGCCGAUCAACCAACUGUUUUAUGGACUUUUGCAUUUACUGUACAUCAUUGUUUAUUUUUAGAAAAUUUGAGGAAAUACCAAAGCCUAUAACUUAUUAUAAAACAAUAAAGAAUAUUUGGUUAUCCAUGG
Molecule: messenger RNA, 1227 nt
Organism: Periophthalmus magnuspinnatus
Lineage: Eukaryota; Metazoa; Chordata; Actinopteri; Gobiiformes; Gobiidae
Gene: ntmt1
Product: N-terminal Xaa-Pro-Lys N-methyltransferase 1
Exons: 4
Coding region: 86-754 (222 amino acids)
Biological process (GO): N-terminal protein amino acid methylation
Cellular component (GO): cytoplasm
Molecular function (GO): N-terminal protein N-methyltransferase activity
Source: RefSeq, a predicted model, not a curated record